This is a messenger RNA of Nymphaea colorata (pocket water lily), 729 nucleotides long. Its product is annotated as abscisic stress-ripening protein 2-like. The transcript has 2 exons. Lineage: Eukaryota; Viridiplantae; Streptophyta; Magnoliopsida; Nymphaeales; Nymphaeaceae. Bases 87 to 515 code for a protein of 142 amino acids. The record is from RefSeq and is a predicted model, not a curated record.
UCCAUCCUUCUCCAUCAUCUCCUCUACUCUUCCUUCCUGAACUAACCAGCAGUUUCCCUACAUCCUUCUGUUUUUUUGCUAUAAACAUGGCUGAGGAGCACCACCACCGCCACCACCUCUUCCACCACAAGGAGGAGAACGAGCGGCCCUCCGAGGUCGUCUACUCUGAAUCUGGCUAUGUUCAGUCUGGGGAGGGGUUCGGCGCCUACUCGCAGACCGCUGAGGUCUUCGAGAGCGAGCCGCCCGUCGACUAUGAGAAAGAGGAGAAGGAGCACAAGCACAAGGAGCACCUCGGCGAGAUGGGAGCCAUCGCCGCUGGUGCUUUUGCUCUGCACGAGAAGCACAAGGCAAAGAAGGACCCAGAGCAUGCUCACAGGCACAAGCUGGAAGAGGAGAUCGCCGCGGCGGCCGCAGUUGGUGCCGGCGGGUAUGCCUUCCAUGAGCACCACGAGAAGAAGGAGGCGAAGCAUGAGGCUGAGGAGGCGGAAGGAAAGAAGCACCACCAUCUCUUUUAAGUUAUUAGUCUUGGGUUUUCAUGUGAACUAAUAACAGUUGUUGGUGUGUUCUGGUUGUCAUGUGUGUCCCGGUGCUGCUGCUGCUUUAGGGUUCUGCUUCUAAUAAGCAAGUUCCGGUGUUCUCUCUUUUUGUUUUUUUUCCUUUGCCUCUCUUACUCUUAUCUUUGUUGCCUUGGUGCAAGUGAAUAAUAUAAAUGAUGCAUUUCAUAACUAA